Molecule: messenger RNA, 1076 nt
Organism: Miniopterus natalensis
Lineage: Eukaryota; Metazoa; Chordata; Mammalia; Chiroptera; Miniopteridae
Source: RefSeq, a predicted model, not a curated record
CUCCUGCCCAGCCUCCCCAAGCGGGCGGUGGAAUUGGUCGGGCCCCUGGGCACGCCAUGCGCAGCACCACACUACUGGCACUGCUGGCGCUGGUCCUGCUCUACUUGGUGUCCGGUGCCCUGGUGUUCCAGGCCCUGGAGCAGCCCCAUGAGCAGCAGGCCCAGAGGCAGCUGGGGGCAGUCCGAGAGCAGUUCCUGAGGGCCCACCCAUGUGUGAGCGACCAGGAUCUGGGGCUCUUCAUCAAGGAGGUGGCUGAUGCCCUGGGAGGGGGUGCAAACCCUGACAUCAACUCAACCAGUCACAGCAACUACUCAGCCUGGGACCUGGGCAGCGCCUUCUUUUUCUCAGGCACUAUCAUCACCACCAUCGGCUAUGGCAAUGCAGCCCUACGCACAAAUGCUGGACGCCUCUUCUGCAUCUUUUAUGCACUGGUGGGGAUCCCGCUGUUCGGGAUCCUGCUGGCAGGGGUCGGGGACCGGCUGGGCUCCUCCCUGCGCCGUGGCAUCGGUCACAUCGAAGCCAUCUUCCUGAAGUGGCAUGUGCCCAAGGAGCUGGUGCGGAUUUUGUCGGCAGUGCUCUUCCUGCUGUUCGGCUGCCUGCUCUUUGUUCUCACCCCCACAUUUGUGUUCUGCUAUGUGGAGGGCUGGAGCAAGCUCGAAGCCAUCUACUUCGUCGUAGUGACCCUCACCACGGUGGGCUUCGGGGACUAUGUGGCCGGUGCCAACCCCAACCAGACCUUUGCAGCCUAUCAGCCGCUGGUAUGGUUCUGGAUCCUGUUCGGCCUGGCCUACUUUGCUUCAGUGCUCACCACCAUCGGGAACUGGCUGCGAGUAGUGUCCCGCCGCACUCGGGCAGAGGUAGGCCCCCCUGGGCUGGCGCCAGGCCUGUGCCACCGUGACACUGAGGCGCUGUACCCUACCGGUUGCUUGGAGCCCGCCUCCCUUCCAGAGUGUGGGUCCUCCAGGCAGGGACUGAAUGAACCCCAAUAUGCACCAGCCAGGUACGGGGAUAAAUUCAGAUUUGCGGGAGACUCCAUCUCUGUUCUUAUGGAUAGGGUUGCCAGAUUUACCAAAUAA